Messenger RNA from Colletotrichum destructivum, 2130 nucleotides. RefSeq lists its product as uncharacterized. The transcript is spliced from 8 exons. Bases 1 to 2130 code for a protein of 709 amino acids. The record is from RefSeq and is a predicted model, not a curated record. NCBI's taxonomy places the organism in Eukaryota, Fungi, Ascomycota, Sordariomycetes, Glomerellales, Glomerellaceae.
AUGCUUCAGUUUCUGAUUUUAUGGACAGCCGAAUCUGACAAGGAUGGCGGUAUUCAAGACCACACGCCUCAUCGUCUUUCGAUAAUCGAGGAGGCCUCGCAGGAGUCUCCGCAGGCUUCUCGGAACGACGCGCCGAAGUACGAUGAAGAUGGGUUUCUCGAAGAUCAACAGGUCCAAAACCACGAGCUCACAGAGUAUGAGCAAACAGCCUCUAAUGUCGGUCCUCAUGGAACCCGGCAAGGGGCUACUACGAACGGCACGGCGAACACGGUUCUGUACGGCAAUUGGGAGCAGGACAACAACCUGCAGGACCUCGACCGUGCUUCAACCCCAGAGACUGUGAUUCGCUUCGGUUACCAAGGAUUCUAUGCCGAAUAUGACACCACCGACUCAGGGUCGUACUCGCGCUCAAUUCACGAAGUUGCGAAAAGUCAAGAGGACAGCACCAAGGACAGCACCAAGAGCAAUGUCUUCACGACAACCAAAGAUUGGUCCAUUUUCCAGAGCAAUCUCGUCGACUAUGGUCCGGAUGAUCCCAGUCCCAGGCUGCCCGGCUGCUCGGCUGGUCACCCGUACUCGAAGACGUGGAAGAUGUCGGAUUCGAUGAUGAUGGCAUACGGCGCGAUGCGCGGCUCCCUCAUGCAGACAAACGAUACCCUUCGAUCUUGGAUGGAGGUUAAGGCGUACGAGGCUGCUAUACGGGCGCAGCAGGAUGAGAAAGCCGUCACUGGCCUGCCUGGCCACUCUGUAGAGCAGCGGCCUCACUCGUCAUCAGCAAAGAAGGGCAAUGCCAUAGACCUUGGUGUUCAUAGACGCAGCCAGUCUCAACUGACCACCAAGGCACAGUCUUCCCUUGCCAAUGAACCCAAAACGGCUCCUGGCCCCCAUGUCGACGGGAGAGGGGAGGUGGAGGAUCUCACCAAGAUGCUCAAGGAAGUUAAUAUGGCCGCAAAGGAGUACGCUCCCGCUGCCGUGGACAGGAAGACAGCCUACAAUGUCCCUCGCCCCAGAUUCCUCCACAUCUCGCCUAAGUUCGAGGGCUUCAAGUUCAAAGAUUACCUGCCGCCCAAUGACGAGGCCACCGAGUCCAUCUACAAGCAGCCUUUCGACCCGAACCGCGAUUUCGCAAAGGAAUACGAUGUCUCGGACGACGAAGGCGAUCCUGCGUCCGGACGAAUUUCCCCUUGCACCUUCCGCCUCUUGGCCGAGGGUUGUGCCAAGAAGGACCCGAAGGCGAACCAGGUGUACAUGGCCGAUGACGCUGUACGCAUGCGUCCGCCGUCCCCCUUGGAGGACAGCCAGGGACACGUCGAGGUCGACCGUCUCGCCGUCACAUUUGAGCUCCAGCGAGAUAUAAACGAUGGCGGCUGGAUCACGCCCUGCUACUCCGUUGAGACGGAGCCCUCUAUUAUCUACUGUCCUCCUGGCGUCAAUCUGAAGCGUAAGAUGCGCAACUGGUGGUUCGGUCUGUUUGAUCGCAUGGACCCCAUAGCCGCACGCCACUUUCGCAAGAUUGAGUUCCGCGAGGCUAACGAUUCCAUCGCGCCCCUCGAGACGGUCACCGAGCACUCAGUCCCGUCCACCACAUCGAGCGAGCGCAGACACGCCUACACCGACGUGGAGGUCCUCGAGGCCCUUCACGCCCCCGGCUCGCGCCGUGUCGCCGGCGUUGCCCCGCAGAACGCCCAGCUCAUCAUCUCGCAGCGCUGGCAGACGGUGACGCGCUGGAAGGCGCAGAACGCGGAGCUAGCCCGCGAGAAUGACGGGAUGCGCGGCGCCAUCGAGCGCGCCAAGAUGGAGCUGCGCGAGAUUCGCCUGACGGUCGACCACCUGCUGCAAAAGAAGGCGGCGGAGGAGCUCGCGAUGCGCCAGCGCAAGCACAACCGUGUGCUGCGCCAGGUGUCGGCGCACCUACACGAGCUGCGGUACGAGAUCCAGAGCAAGUUCGACGCGCUCAAGAGCGCGCAGGCGCAGAACCAGACCAUGAAGGCGGAGCUGGCCGUCCUGCAGGCCCAGAUCCAGGAAGAGUGCUCGAGGGCCGACAUGGCCAGCCCCGACGAGGUGCGGAGGGCCGUCUCUCAACACUUCCGGGACAAGAUAGCUGCUAUGGAGCUUGCUGACUGCUUCUGA